AAAAAGAAAGCAGAAGAAAACAAUGUAAAAGCAGGACCUAGGUGACUGAAGAUCUGUUUGAUGCUCUUGAUGGGAGAAUGGAAACCUCCAACUGUUGUCUGUGCUGAAGAACAGGGUACACAGAGUUGUGCCUACCAUUAGUUCCACUCAUUCUGGGUCCCCCAGUUGAGUGACUAGUCACAUACAUGCAAGCAGGAGCCAUGUGGCUUUUUCCCUCUGGGGCUCAACAUGUAUACCAUAUUUCAUUAGAUAUGGUGAAAGAAGGAAAAUAAGAAAUUGUGCCCUUACAGCAAGUUUGAAGUGACAGAUAAUCUGAUAGAGAGUUUCAAAAGAUAGUGAAGGUUAUAGGCUAUGGGUAUCAACCACUGGGAAAGAGAAGAAAAUGAUGGGGGUUAUUUAUCACUGGAAUUACAUGUUUAGAUACCUGUGUCUUAGAGAAGAAUAUGCCUCUGGUGUGUAAUUUGAAUUGGAGGGAAUGUACAGCUGGUUGAUAGACCAGAUGAGAAGCUAGUCCUGUUCCAGGACUAUUCUAAAGAUAUUUAACAUUUUUACUGAGUAGUUACUACUAUGUUCCAGGCACUGUGCCAAAUGCUUUAUGUUUGUUCACUCAUUUAUUUCCUAUGAUGCAAGAAUGGUUACCAACUACUGUACCUUAUACAUGAAGAAACUAGGGAAGAGAGUGAUUUAGCAACAUGCCCAAGGGCACAUGGGUAGUACAUAAUGGAGGCGGGAUUUGAAUCUGCAUAACUCCAGAAUCUAGACCCUUAACCAAAGCCCUUAUACUAAAUUAGGUUGAUAAUGUACAAGCAGGUUGAGCAUCCCCACAGGAAAUCAGAAAGUUGGGCCUGGAGCCAAGACAGAGACUAAGUUAGAGGAAAGGGUAUGAGGUCAACUGCCUGGAGGUUAUGGUUGAGAGAGUUAUGGGGAGUCCUCCCCCCUGAUCUUUAAGUGGGCAUGUUUUAUGACCCCAAAGUAGGCAGCCAGAGAGCAGGAGCAGCUGGUUAUGUCAAGCAAGCAAACCCAGACGGGAAGAAGAAUGGGAGGCAGGUUCAAAGGCUCACCUCUGUUGGAGGUUUCAUAUAUUGGGAUUGGCUUUCAUGGAGGCUUGGGGGCUUCAAAUUAGGAAGUGUCUAGGAGAAGAACAAGGAAGUAAAUGAGAGAGAAACACAAAGGAAACUUGAACAAGUAGAAGGUGGAUGCCCUAGGCUCUGUCACAAACACCUGGAUUCCAGCUGGGACUUGGAUUUGCUGGGGACACUAGCCAGAGAGACGGGACCAUGUGGCUGUCCCCAGCUCUGCUCCUUCUCUGCCUCUCAGGCUCUUUGUCCCUGACGGGCCCCAGCUCUGUGACAGGCACCUUGGGUGGCUCUCUGAGUGUGCAGUGUCAGUAUGAGGAAGAGUACCAGAGUUAUAAAAAAUACUGGUGCCGAGGGCAGAAUGAGGGCACAUGUGACAAUAUUGUGGAGACCCAGGGAGAAGCAAAAGAAAAGAAUGGUCGCGUGUCUAUCAGAGACCAUGCUGAUCGCCUUACCUUCAUCGUGACCAUGGAGAACCUCACUGCAGACGAUGCUGGAUCCUACUGGUGUAGAGUUCGGAAAACAUGGUACCUGGGCUUCUGGUCAUCUGGCACUUCAGUCCAGGUUAAGGUGUCUGUUUCCCCAGCACCACGUAAAACCGCAGAGGAGACCACAUGUCAAGCUGCAUCUGACAUCUUUCCGGGGCUGAGUACCAAGCAGAACUUCAGUGCUGAGGAAGUGUUGAUCCACUGCUCGGGGUCCUCGUCCAGCAGUGUCCACUUGCUGCUCCUGGUGUUCCUGAAGCUGCCCCUGUUCUUGACAUUGGUGGGUGCUGUCCUCUGGGUGAACAGGCCUCUGAAAGGCCCUGGAGGAAGUCAGCCUGACAAAGAGAAGCCAUCACAUAGUGCACCGUCCCCAGGAAAGCCCUGUCCAGGAAUACAGCCUUUCAGACCAGAUAGAAGAGACCUUCAGACUCUGGACUCCAGGGCAGGGGGGCAGCAGUGCCUGGAUUCUGGAGGCACCUAAGUCUUCUGGAGAUAUUGUUCCUGUAUCUCAAGGGAGAAUCCUGGGUCUUGGAUGACACUUGUUGCAAGUGCUCAGGUGCAGGAAGGAUGAGUCUCCUGGGCCAGUGUUUGGGGUCCUCCUCUCUCUAUCCCAGAUUCCUUGGCCCCUUGCUCUUAUGCCUACCUCUCAAGGGCAAGAAUUCUCUAGAGGUUACUGGAAAGUCCAGCCCUUUACUCUUUUCAUUGCCACAAAAGCUCCUCAGCUCAGUGUCUCCCAGGGUAAUAACCACCUCCUCCCUGUAGCCAGGAGGCUCCCUGAGGACUUACCCCGCAUAGUCUCAGUCUUCGGGCUCAACAGGGCUUCAACCUCAUUUGUGUCCCUGUGAUCAGGGAAUGUACGCUGUGCUCAAACAUCUCUGCCUGGGCCGGCCAUGACUGAAGAGCUUUCGGUUAAAGCCCUGGAGCUGGUUGGAGCUGCAGUGGGUGCCCCCAAUAUCACUCCCAGAAUUCUCCACCCUUGUGGGCCUCCUGCACACAGGGCUGGUGGACAGUCCACUGUAGCAGAAGUGUGGCUGAAGCCACCUGUCAACAGUUGGUGCUUUCCAUAGGAGAAGCAGACAGUUUUCUAAAGACAAGGCCACAGAGGUGAGGAGUACCUCCCCACA
This is a messenger RNA of Neofelis nebulosa (Clouded leopard), 2685 nucleotides long. RefSeq names its product CD300e molecule (gene CD300E). NCBI's taxonomy places the organism in Eukaryota, Metazoa, Chordata, Mammalia, Carnivora, Felidae. Gene Ontology annotation, cellular component: plasma membrane. The coding region runs from base 1278 to 2042 and encodes 254 amino acids. Gene Ontology annotation, molecular function: transmembrane signaling receptor activity. The record is from RefSeq and is a predicted model, not a curated record. The transcript is spliced from 5 exons.